UAACCUGCACUCUCAGCUGGGGGCUGCCCUCCUUUUGUCUCUUUUUCUUUUGGCUAAAUGGAUUGAACUUCACUGUACCAUAGGGACGGGAGCACCAGAAUCCACGUAGUUGUUUGAGUCUCUCCAGCAAACACACCCCAAACCUAAGGGGAGGGGGCAGGGUUGGGUUGGCCCUUCCUCUCAGGGAGGCUUUGCCUUAAUUUUCCUGCUGUUUGGAACCAUCCCAGCCCCACUGGAACGCUGCCCCCUCGCUGGGAGAGGGGCAGGGGAGGCACCUGGAGGAGGGCAGGGUGCAGGGCUGGGGCGUGGGAAGGGAUUUCGGGUGUUGGGGGUUGCAGAGGCUGACCCAGCUGGGCAGGAGGUGUGAUCUGAUCCCUGGUCUGGAAAGUGUGAUCCCAGGUCUGGCAGGUGUGAUCCCAGGUCUGGCAGGUGUGAUCCCUGAUCUGGAACGUCCAAUCCUAGAUCUGGCAGGUGUGAUCCUGGAUUUAGAAAGUCUGAUCCCAGGUCUGGCAGGUGUGAUCCCUGAUCUGGAACGUCCAAUCCUAGAUCUGGCAGGUGUGAUCCUGGAUUUAGAAAGUCUGAUCCCAAGUCUGGCAGGUGUGAUCCUGGAUCUGGAAAGUCUGACCCCUUACCUGGCAGGUGUGAUCCCUGAUCUGAAAAGUCUGAUCCUGGAUCUGGCAGGUGUGAUCCUGGAUCUGGCAGGUGUGAUCCCUUAUCUGGAAAGUCUGAUCCCAGAUCUGGCCCCUGAUCUGGCAGGUGUGAUCCCAUAUGUGGAAAGUCCAAUCCCAGAUCUGGCAGGUGUGAUCCCAGGUCUGGCAGGUCUGAUCCCAUAUUUGGAAAGUCUGAUCCCCGAUCUGGCCCCUGAUCUGGCAGGUGUGAUCCUGGAUCUGGCAGGUGUGAUCCCAGCUCUGCAGGCAGUUUGCAUUAGUCAGGUGUUUGCAUUAGAGCUUCAAGGUGAAGAAAUCGGCUGAGAUGAAAAAAAUCCCGGCAGGGCUGAGCUGCCUGGGCUCUGUCCCUGGCUCAGCUCACAGGGGACACAUCCAGGGCUGUGGGAGAGGGGGUGGGCAGUGUUUGAAACACCCUCGUGGCUGGUUUGGGGGCAGAGCCCCACCACAGGCGCCCCUGAGCUGGUUUGGCUGGAGGGGCUGGGCUGAAUUUGGGCAGAGGGACACGAGCAGAGGGGCUGGGCUUGGCCAGAGGGGAAUUUCUGUGUCCCUGCUCAGUUCUGCUCAGCGAGGCUGGGUCUGGCCAAGGGGGACGUGGGGUGGGAGCUGAAUUCAGCAGCAGGAGGAGCUCAGGACACAGCUCUGAUCCCAGACUUGGUGCUCACGAAGACCCCGCAGCAGCCAGGGAGAGGGAUUUGUGCUGGUGGAACUGAUACUGGAGGGAGAGAGGCAGGACUGGGAGUAACCACCCAGAAAGGGAUAAAAGCACCAGAGUGGAAUUUGAAGAAUGUCGAGGCAAACCUGUAUUUUGAAAAUGUUAGGCAUCCCAAGCUGGGAUUUCUUUUUUCUCCCUUUUUUUUUUCCCCUUCUUGUGUUUUCUUUGUCUAAAGCCUGGGGAAAGAAAAAAACAAAACCCCCGAACUAACACAAACAUCACGACAAAAAGCCCCAAAAACCUAACCCCCCACUGCUGCAGCCCUGCAGAACCCCCCAGGGGUGGCCCUGUCCCCUCCUGGUGCCCUGGAUCCCGUGCAGGGGGAAGUGUGGGCACACCUGUGCCAGGGCACACCUGUGCCAGGGCACCCCGAAACCUGCCCCAGUUUCAGCCCCAUUCUGGAAGCACAAGGGCCAAAGGAGAGGAGGCAGGAGCGAAGGAUGCCUGGGCAGGGAUUUUCUCCUGUGUGUUCCUGCUCACCGGGGUGUUCCCUGGGAAUCUGUGUCACCUGUGUCACUUUACUGGUGCUGCUUGGAGCGAGGUGUUCCUUCCCAGAGUGUUUGCCCAGGGUGUGCUGGAAUGUGUGCCUGCCCUCGGGUGGUUCCUGGAUCCUCCCGUGAGAAACAGGCUCUGGUGGCCCUGGGAAUGCUCCUGGCCACUCUCUGGGGAAGGGGCAAGGAAUGUGGUGGGGUUGGGACCUGCCCCUUGUCCCCACAGGGUCCUGCUCCGGGCUCCAGCACUUUUCCAGCCCCUGUGUGACCUGGCCAGGGCAGUGGCUGCACACCCACCUCUGGUGUCCUGCUGUCUGUCCCAGCCAUGUUGUAAAUAGAUACAAAUAUAUUAAAAUAUAUAUAAUUUUUUACAUGUUCACCUCUUCUGGAGUGCUGUGCUUGCUUUUUUAUUCAAACCCCAAAAGGGGAAAUAAAACCCGAAAGAGGAAAUGAAGGAUGCAAAGGGGCGGCGAUGCCUCGGGGCUGUCCCUGUGCUGGGGGGGGGACAGAGGGAGGGGACAGCCCCCAGCUGUGCCUGUCCCUGCUUUGUGCAGGAGGGAGAAGGGAUCAGACACAGGGUGAGGCCCAGCAGGACCAGUCCUGCCCAUGGAAUAUUCCCAUUCCACCCCAGAGCCGGGCGGGCAGUGCAGGGGCAGGGGGUGAUGCUGGCAGCCCCCUCCCCACCCCUCCCGGUGCUGGGGUGGGUGAGGGGAGUUCAGGGCCUCCCUCUGUGCCACGGGCCCCACCUGGGCUCACGGCAGAGACUGGGGGGCACAGGGGGGGUUUUAUCCUCUUGCCCUCAACACAAAUCCCUGCCCCACUCCUUGCUGCAGGGCAGGAGCUCCAGCUGCCCUCCCCCACAGGGACAUCCUCACUGUCCCACCGUGGCCACCUUUGUCCCCACUGUCACCCCUCGGGGUCUCCCCAGGUGCCUUCUGUCCCCAGGUGCAGGAGCAGGGCCACCCCUGCCUCGCCCACCUCAGUGUGGCCGUGUCCAGCCCCUGCUCUGUCCCCACUUUCGGCCACCCUGGAGGCUUCACCUCUGGAAUUUUCACCCUUUCCUCAGUCCCACAUUUCCCCUGGAGCUGGGCUGUAUCCCCAGGCUGGGCCAUGCUCCCAGGAAUCCUCCUGCUCUCCGAGGUCUCUGUGCUUUGGAUUCCUCAGGAGUGGGAAUUCCCCAGGUCCCCGGGGACCCGCAGGGACCCGCAGGGGACGAGCAGGGACCCGCAGGGACGCGCUGUUCCAGCUCGGGCCGUGUUUGUGCUAGAGCUUGGCACUGCCUCACAAAAAUGCGCUGGGCGCUGCCAGAGCUCCCUGUUAUUGCUCCUGGUGCCAAGAAUUCGCUUCCCGACAAGGACGCAUUCCUUGGGGCCGUGGGAAGGAUUUUGGGAGGGACGAGUUUCGUCUCGCUGGACCCCCCGUCAACCCUGGUUUGGGGGGGUGAAGGGACCCCCGGGGGGAUCCACAUCCCUGGGUUUGCUGGAUGUGGGACACGAGGGCUCCAGGACAUGGGGAUGGGGCCCUUUGCUCACCACAGCCUCUUCCCCUGCUCCAAACAGAGCACAGGGAUGCUCAGUAUGGGGACAGAGGCUUGGAUUAGUCACAGUUUGUCCCCAAAAAAGCUGACCAUGGAGGUGGCAGCUCUCAGUGCCUCCCUGGAGCAGAAAGAGCCCGUGGGAGGGGCUGUGCUCUCCCAACAUCUGCCCUUUCAUCCCCACCUCUGGGGCUCCCCACCCCGAGGCACCGGGCUCUCCUGCCACUGCUGGGAAGGGCAGGAUUUUUCUGGGUCCCCUUCGGUGUUGGGGGUUCAGCACAGAGCCUCCUGUGCCUGUGCUGGGAGGGGAAAGCAGCCCCCUGUCCUGUGUCCCUGUCCCAGUGUCUCUCUCUCGUCACAUCCCAGUUUGGUGAUGCCACCACGUCACAGGGGCUGGUGUCACUUCCCAGGUGAGUCCCACUCCACUGGGAACUUUGGUGGCCUUUGGUGGCACAGAGAGACCCCAGCACACGUUCCUGGGAAACUUUUGGGGUUAACUGUGAUUUCAGGGGCUCCAGACCCCAAGGGAAACCCCAUGUUUCCCCCCCUGCGGGUUAAAAUUAAGGAUUUAAAAGCCCAAUUCUUGAUUGAUUUAGAGGGAAAAAUUAAAGAGUGACUUGAGUAUGAAUUUCCAGUGUCUUGGGAGGCAUCAAAGGGCUCUGAGUCUCAGGUAGGAACAGCCCCAGCCCAGCCCUGCAGGACAACAGAACCUUUUCCCCCAUCCCCACCCCUCCAUCCUGGAUAUUCUGGGAGGUGGGGAUGGAGCAGAGCCCUGGAAAGGAGUCCAGCAAUGGGGUAUUGGAGACCUCCCAUCCUUCCUCACUGCCCCAGGGCAAACCCACCGAGUCUGAUCCACCUGCACAACCCCCUGAGGCUCUUCCCCGGCCAAGCUUUGCCCAAAAGAGGGCAGAUUUUAAAGGCAUCUU
This is a messenger RNA of Prinia subflava (tawny-flanked prinia), 4331 nucleotides long. RefSeq names its product alpha-endosulfine. Bases 2321 to 4021 code for a protein of 566 amino acids. Gene Ontology annotation, molecular function: protein phosphatase inhibitor activity. The transcript is spliced from 3 exons. NCBI's taxonomy places the organism in Eukaryota, Metazoa, Chordata, Aves, Passeriformes, Cisticolidae. The record is from RefSeq and is a predicted model, not a curated record. Gene Ontology annotation, cellular component: cytoplasm.